AUGAAUGCAACUCCUUCUGAACGUCCUUCUGCAAAUAGAAUUCAAAAACUUUUAGACGAUUGGAUAAAAGAUGAAUUUUAUAUAAAUAUGUUUAGAGAAGCUGAUGACGCUGUAAAAAAG
Messenger RNA from Racocetra fulgida, 120 nucleotides. The record is from the annotation of a GenBank genome assembly. NCBI's taxonomy places the organism in Eukaryota, Fungi, Glomeromycota, Glomeromycetes, Diversisporales, Gigasporaceae.